CGACUUUUUCAUCACUUUCUCGCCCUCUCCUCCCUCUCUCUGAAAUCUGGUCACCGGCUCCAAUCUCCGGCCAUCUUCCCGGCGAACCCGCCGGACUCCGGCCAUCUCCGAUCUCUCAAAAUUUUAUUUUCUGUUUGACCAUUUUACCCUUGACCUUUUUAUUUCCGUUUUGCCGAUUUUGCCCUCCUGCUGACGUGGCGAAAACACCGCGAUGUAUAGCCAUAGCCACGCGACGAAGAAGCGCAAGGAGCGAGACGGCGGCCUCGACGCGCCGAUAGAGCCGAGCUUUGUGGCGGCUGCGCCGGCUGGCAACCGGCUCCUAGCUGGAUACCUGGCCCACGAGUUUCUCACAAGCGGAACUCUGUUCGGACAGAUGUGGGACCCGGCACGGUCCGUUCAACCGGUUCGCAAGCCUGAACCGGUCAUGGCUUAUGCGGAUGUGGCGGUUCUCCUUAAGGGUAAUGGGGCCCACAUACCCGGGGUCGUCAAUCCCACCCAACUUGCUCGAUGGCUGCAGAGUUGAGGGAGCUUAUCCUGCUCCGGACGGACAUCGUAACGGAGGUAAGGGAAACGUGGCACCGUGUCAUUAGUCGGUAUUGUUCCGUUCUCUGCGUGAGUGAGGUGGUAAGCGCAUGAAGUAGUUGUGAAGAAGAAAGAUUACGAGAGGAAAAUAACUAUGAAUUUUACUUUUAUAUUUUCUGUAUUUCCUUUGUUAAGCUUUCAAACGAAUUUGUUCGUCUAUAUUGGUUUAUUUUCUUCUU
Messenger RNA from Dendrobium catenatum, 761 nucleotides. RefSeq lists its product as uncharacterized. Lineage: Eukaryota; Viridiplantae; Streptophyta; Magnoliopsida; Asparagales; Orchidaceae. The record is from RefSeq and is a predicted model, not a curated record. The transcript has a single exon. Bases 212 to 523 code for a protein of 103 amino acids.